Molecule: messenger RNA, 913 nt
Organism: Toxotes jaculatrix (banded archerfish)
Lineage: Eukaryota; Metazoa; Chordata; Actinopteri; Toxotidae
Product: dynactin subunit 6-like
Exons: 7
Coding region: 93-662 (189 amino acids)
Biological process (GO): mitotic spindle organization
Cellular component (GO): dynactin complex
Molecular function (GO): dynein complex binding
Source: RefSeq, a predicted model, not a curated record
AAUGGCGCAUGCGCAUACGCUGUAAUAGUAAGGAUUCCAAAUCGACUAUCGAGUGAUUCAACGGCGCCUCCCAUCGGACUUCAUCCACCACAAUGGCAGAUAAACAAAAUGCUCAGAAAAGUGUCAAAAUAGCCGCUGGAGCCGUAGUUUGUGUUGAAAGUGAAAUCAGGGGAGAUGUCACCAUAGGGCCCAGGACAGUGGUCCACCCAAAAGCUCGCAUUAUUGCUGAGGCGGGACCCAUAGUGAUUGGAGAAGGCAAUUUGAUCGAGGAGCAAGCUCUGAUUAUCAAUGGUUACCCAGAAAACAUCACACCAGAUUCUGAGGUGGAACCAAAGACAAUGACCAUUGGCAUCAACAAUGUAUUUGAAGUUGGCUGUGUAUCACAAGCUCUGAAAAUUGGGGACAACAAUGUGAUAGAAUCUAAAGCUGACGUUGGUAGAAAUGUGAUCCUCACCAGUGGCUGCAUCAUUGGAGCCUUCUGUCAGGUCAACACGUGUGAGGUCAUACCUGAGAACACGGUCAUCUACGGCUCUGGGUGUAUGAGACGGGUUCAGACAGAGAGACCACAGCCGCAGACUCUUCAGCUGGACUUUCUGAUGAAGAUUUUGCCAAACUACCACCAUUUAAAGAAAACUGUCAAAGCAGGCCACACUACUAGCUAAAAUUUAGCUUUAAAAUUUUUUAAGUUGAACUAUAAAUGGCUAGCAAACCCCGUAUUUAAUUAGAUCUGGCUGGAAGGAAGCAUGAAUGUAUAUAAUACUAUAAUCUGUACCUAAGUUCAUCAGUAAUUUUUCUCACUGAUUCAUAUUUUCUACUCUAACCACAACAGAUGAAGCAUUUCAUCUUUAUCUCGCUGUGCUGAUGUACUGUUUUCUAUGAUUAAUUAAAUAACUUCAAAAAUGCUAAACAGUUA